Molecule: messenger RNA, 1044 nt
Organism: Aspergillus niger
Lineage: Eukaryota; Fungi; Ascomycota; Eurotiomycetes; Eurotiales; Aspergillaceae
Exons: 4
Coding region: 1-1044 (347 amino acids)
Cellular component (GO): nucleus
Molecular function (GO): RNA polymerase II transcription regulatory region sequence-specific DNA binding
Source: RefSeq, a predicted model, not a curated record
AUGGCUUCUUCUGGCCAGGGUCUUAAUGCUCAACAGCAAAUGAUUGGGUACAACGAAUGGAUUGGUGGACAAAGCCAGUUUCAGGACAUGCACACGUUUCACCCUUCUUACAUGUUCAAUGCACCAGAGGUCACUAAUGAGUACAACCUUCUUGGUGACUUUUUGAGCAAUAGCCUCUUGGAUGAUGGAGGAGUAUUCCAGAACGAUGAACUGCAGGGAAUCUACUCGGACCCGUCGUUACUCAAUUCCAUGGCGACUCUGGGAAAUUCGAAUCAAAGCCUUCUUCAGCAGUCCCAACCUGCGCAACCUCAACCGAAUCAACAGGCCCAGGGCGAGCCUUUACAAGGGCCUACGCCUGCAGUGAGCAAUGAUAAGGCGAGAGAGACCUAUUACAUGACCGCAGCAGAUCCAUCAGGGUCCGACCCGCCAGAGGAGCGGAUGAACAAGCUUCUCAAAGCGAAAUACGACGCGGGACUUCUUCGCCCAUUUAACUACGUCAAGGGUUAUGCCAGGCUGAAUCAAUAUAUGGAGCGACACUUGCAACAAGCCUCGCGGCAGAAGAUCCUCCGACAAUUAGAUAAAUUCCGGCCAAAGUUCCGGGAGCGAAUGCAGAGCCUGACCGACAUUGAGCUCAUCCUCGUGGAGAUGUGGUUCGAAAGAAGCUUGAUGGAAUAUGAUCGAGUUUUUGCUAGUAUGGCCAUUCCUGCCUGUUGCUGGAGACGAACGGGUGAAAUAUUCCGUGGCAACAAAGAAAUGGCAGAGUUGAUCGGCGUACCAAUCGAGACUCUCCGAGACGGAAAGCUUGCAAUCCACGAGAUCAUCGUGGAAGAUCAGCUAGUGAGCUAUUGGGAGAAAUUCGGAGCUAUUGCUUUUGAUAACACGCAAAAAGCCAUGCUCACAAGCUGCACCCUAAAGAAUCCCAACUCCAACUCCCCCGGAGAUGGGAUCCCCUGUUGCUUCUCGUUUACUAUUCGAAGAGAUACCCAUAACAUCCCAUCACUCAUUAUUGGGAAUUUCCUGCCGUCACAGCGAAAGGCCAAAUAA